Messenger RNA from Loxodonta africana (African savanna elephant), 8394 nucleotides. RefSeq names its product purine rich element binding protein B (gene PURB). The transcript has a single exon. The record is from RefSeq and is a predicted model, not a curated record. Gene Ontology annotation, molecular function: DNA-binding transcription factor activity, RNA polymerase II-specific; purine-rich negative regulatory element binding; RNA polymerase II transcription regulatory region sequence-specific DNA binding. Gene Ontology annotation, biological process: regulation of transcription by RNA polymerase II. Gene Ontology annotation, cellular component: nucleus. Lineage: Eukaryota; Metazoa; Chordata; Mammalia; Proboscidea; Elephantidae. The coding region runs from base 49 to 1014 and encodes 321 amino acids.
CCCGCGGCGGCGGCUGAGGCAGCGGCGGCGGAGGCAGAGGGUGAGAAGAUGGCGGAUGGCGAUAGCGGCAGUGAGAGAGGCGGCAGCGGUGGGGGCGGCGGGCCCGGUGGCUGCGGUUUCCAGCCCGUGUCCCGCGGCGGCGGCGAGCAGGAAACCCAGGAGCUGGCCUCGAAGCGCCUCGACAUACAGAACAAGCGCUUUUAUCUGGACGUGAAGCAAAACGCCAAAGGCCGCUUCCUGAAGAUCGCCGAGGUGGGCGCUGGAGGCUCGAAAAGUCGUCUCACCCUCUCUAUGGCCGUUGCCGCCGAGUUCCGCGACUACCUAGGGGACUUCAUCGAACACUACGCGCAGCUAGGACCCAGCAGUCCCGAGCAGAUCGCAGCGGCGGCGAGCGCCGAGGACGGCGGCGGGCCCCGGCGGGCGCUUAAGAGCGAGUUUCUGGUACGGGAGAACCGCAAGUAUUACCUGGACCUCAAGGAGAACCAGCGCGGCCGCUUCUUGCGCAUCCGCCAGACCAUCAACCGCAUUGGGGGCAGCGGCGGGUUUAGCGGGGGCCCAGGUCCUGGGGGCCUACAGAGCGGCCAGACCAUCGCCCUGCCCGCCCAGGGCCUUAUCGAGUUCCGCGACGCGCUGGCCAAGCUCAUUGACGACUACGGAGGCGAGGAGGAGGAGCUGGCCGGGGGCCCGGGAGGCGGCGGCGGGGGACCUGGAGGGGGCCUCUACGGGGAGCUCCCGGAAGGCACCUCCAUCACUGUGGACUCGAAGCGCUUCUUUUUCGACGUGGGCUGCAACAAGUACGGGGUGUUUCUGCGAGUGAGUGAGGUGAAGCCGUCCUACCGCAAUGCCAUCACCGUCCCCUUCAAAGCCUGGGGCAAGUUCGGAGGCGCCUUUUGCCGGUAUGCGGAUGAGAUGAAAGAAAUUCAGGAGCGGCAGAGGGAUAAGCUUUAUGAAAGACGUGGUGGGGGCAGCGGCGGUGGAGAUGAGUCUGAAGGCGAGGAGGUGGAUGAGGAUUGAAACCAGCAGCUUCUCCUACAGGCUUCCCUCACUCCACCAACAUCCCCUUGUCUAGAGAGCUCUUUUUCCUGCUUCUCUCCAAAUAAGAGUGGAGGAGGAGCAAGGGAGGCAUCAGAGGGAGAAAACAAAAUAAAAUAGUUAUCACAGACAAUUAGAAAAGAGCAGUAAAGUUCCAAGGGACUGACAGCAACCUGCAGAGAGAGGACAGCAGCAUCUCCUCCCCUGAACAAAAUAGUCUCAGCUUCUGUUUUUUUUUUCCCAACUGAGGUUCCUAAAUCCCCCAGGGAUAACCCUGGAGGGGUAGAUCCUUACACAUGGUGGGCCAAGAAACAUAUUGGAGUUACCCAGACCGACUGAUGACAGUUGAGUUUGUAUUGUACCUGGGUAAUUUGGUUGAAAAAAAUCUUUCCAGACCUUGCUGUUAGUGUCUAUCCUUCACCUCCAUUGAAAUCAGCAUUUUGGAUCUAGGUCUUCAUGAAAUUUUUGAGAGAAGUCUCUGCAGUUACCCAGUUCUGAGAGUACAGGUUUUAUUAAAAAGGAAUACAACUUUAAAUAAUUAUGGGCAGGGCAAAAUAAGAAUUCCAAAUGCCAUUGGAGGAUACAGAAGCAAAUUGGAUCCAUUUUUAAGGUUUUGGAUGGAACCUGGACCAAGGCCCAUGUCUUUUCUUUGCAGAUUUUCUGGAUGCAAAUAAUUCAGACAUCAAUGCUUAAACUAGAAUCUAUUACUAAAAUAGUUUAAAAGUUGGCAAAACAUUCUGAAGAAAAAAACAUUGGGGGUUGCUGAGGUAGGCACAAGAAGAAAUAGGGCAUAAAGCACAAGGAACACACUGAGUGGAUUGGUUGCUGCUCACUAAAGUUCUUCCCCUGAUCUCCAAAUACGGAGGUCAUUACCAAGAAAUGGCUUACAUAUGGAUGAGAGCCAGUUCCCUAUGGAGCCACUGAAUUAUGGAUAAUUCGGCUGUUUCGGCCUCUGGUUGGCUGAAUUUUAAACGAUAAAACUUGAAGAUUUCUACAGAAGUUUUAACAGUGUGGCUACAAGCGUGAGCUUUAAUAGAAUGUACAGCCUAACAGAAAAGUUGGAAAUAAAAACUGAAGUCUUCAUUUAUCUUCAGUUUAAUCUGUGGACUUGUUCAAAUACUAAAGAGCCUCAGGUCCAGAAUUCCAGCAUCAUUUAUACUUUUAAAAAUUUUAAGAACUUGAUCCAUUAUAUCAGUACCUCAUAAUCAGUUGGCAAAAGAUGGAUGAAUGAUUCAAAGCAGCAAGCAUGAUGGAAGCUGAAAUCCAUCUCUAAAUGGAGCUGAAGUGAACAUGAAUAUGCUGACUAUGUCCUGGAAGCAUUUUUAUACCACCUUGAAAUUUCAACAAACCGGCUUUUGCCAGUUUAUCCAGCUGUCUUUCAGGAAUAAAAAUUGGGGUUUUCAAGGAUCGCCUCCUCUAUAUUUUAAGUGGAUUCUCAGUAGAAAUGAUUUUUACUAAUCAAGUUAAUCCCACCCCUAUCAAAAGAUAUCCUUAGAAAUGUUAUAUAGUUACGUCACUUUGAACUGAAUGGGCUCUAACAUUCUUUCCAAAGUUUUCAGGUAUUAAUACUUGUGCGACACCUUCUCGCCCAGGAGGCAAGUAACCCCACCUCCUUAAUCUUACUUUUUUUAACUGCAUGCCUGCCCUUUAUUUGAGCUGCCGUUUUAAUUUAUUGCAUACCCUUUUUAUUAUCUUACUUUGGUAGUAUUCAAUCUAUGCGAUCUUUGUAUUUAUUGGGAAAUAAGUAAUAUACAGAAAGGUCAUUUUCAUGCAUUUGUGGCUGAGAGAGGGAACUAAUAGUGUACAUAAAAUUAUGCUUUUUAAAAAUCAGACUGUGAUCCAGAAUAUUGUCAAUCUUAGAUUAAAAAAAAAAAAACACAGGAGCCACAAACAUUGGUGCCCUUUUCAGACUUUCUCUACUUACCAUCCACAGUAGACUUUUUAAACAUUUUUUUAAACUUUUCUUUUUUAAAAAAUUUUUUCUCCGUUGCAAAGAAUGUUUCCUAAAUUGUAUGGGAGCAAUAGUAUUUUUGAUGUUUUAAUUACAUCCCUCUACUUGUACUGUAUUUUGUACUACAAGGCAGCUGUUUUCAAUAAUGUCCUGCUGUAUUUACCUAUGUGUUUUGUUUGAGUGUUUCUUUGCUGCGGAGAACAAAUCCCUAAAUAGUUUUAGUAAAGUUGCUGAGAAGUUAGCAUUAGGUUUGCAGAAACUGUUUAUGUGUCAAAGUUUUGAGGCAGCAAUGAAAUUAAGGUUGCAGCUAUUAGUUGAUGGCUGUAACUUUGUUUCCAAACCAUGUACGAUUCCUGUAUGACCCACUUGUUUUCUUGCUUCAGUGGUGGUUCUGUUGCUCAGCUGCAGUGAGCCAGUUCAACUUGCAGAGGUGCAGUACCUCUCCUUUUCAAGGGGUUGGCUUAUUCUGUUUUCUUUUUUUUUGGCUGAAUUGCAGUAACUAGCCUUGCCUUUUCUAGUCUGUAGAAAUGACAGGGUCUUCACAAUCCUUCACCAGUGGCUACUAAGCUAUAAUUAGCAGAAUAGAAAGAAUGUGGAAGUUGUCUGAGGCAUAUAAAGUAUAUGCCAAGAACACUACCAUAUAUGGCAUCAGCUUUGGUUACCAGAGGAAUUUUCUUAGUCAUUAGACCAUAUAACAGUAAUAUAUCAUAUGUAAAUCUUUAGAUGUCAAUUUGAUAAUCCUCCAAAAAAAAGGAGCAAAGAAUGCAUAAGCUAUGUGUUGGAAAAGUAAUUUAUAUUAAAAUUUUGACCUGCCUGUGUAGGAUUAAGCAGUAAAUGUCAUAGUGGUGGGUUUUCAAGUCUUAACCAAUCUUGAAGAUUUGUUUCUCCUGCAGUUCCUGGCCUCUUCCCACUGCAGGAAGACUGCAUAGGGUGUAGGUUAACUGUAGCAUUUCACUGAUCCUCAUUCCAGUUACUGGGACAAUAGAAAUCUGUAAGGCACAGAGACUGGAGGCCAUCUUUCGGAACUCAUUCAUAAAUAUUAGUUUAUUAAAAAUAAAUGGUCUUUGUUAAAUCCAGUACAGACUAUGGAAAACCACCUUUUUUUUUUUCAGCCACUGCUAUGAACUGUGAAUUAGGGCAUGCUUUUUAAACUUUGGCAAGCAUCCCAGCUAAUCACAUGUUCAAAAUAGUCAUAUUCCUGAGAAGUAGGAAUCAAAAUUUCUUUUCAAAUAACUGGUGGAAGGUUUGUUGCUCAAACUACUACAGUUACAGGGCUAAGAAGUCAAAUCUUAGGAACAGAAUCAAAAAAGCAAAAAACUGUAAAGAGAUCCUAAUGUUCCUUUCUGGUUUCUGUCGUCCCUACCAACCAUUCAGCAAGUGGAACUGUGGCAGUUCUGGUCAGCAAACUUCAGUGCAUCUGCUGUGCAAAACAAAGUGUAAAUCUGUAUGGCACCAAAAAUCAAAGUGAAAACCAAACCAAAAACCAGACACCCUAUGUAAAUAAUGGAGGCAUGUAGGCGGUAUAAAUGACUGUAGCUGCAGUACACAUGUGGCUACUCGUCAAGUCACUUUCCAUAAUUAUUUACUGCAAAAUGAUUGAGAGGCUCUGGGUGCAGGCAGCCAUUAACCUCCUGCUUCCUUUGUUAACUCGGGAUCACUUUGCAAUAAAUUGCAGGUCUUGUAAAAGAUUCAGGCUUCUGUUCUCAAAACAAAACAAUUAUCCUGUCUUAUCUGAAAAUGCAGGGUUGUGGGCAAAAGAGGCUGGUUAUAAUAAAGCCCUCAUAUUGAGUGGUCUGUAAAUGGCUGCACAUUUCAGGCACUAUAAUUGCUAAGGACGCUUUUGUUAAAUGUGACCUUUCUGGCUUUACAGACGUGUAGAAUGUGAUCUACACCAGGUAUUCAAAGGUGAUUGUUUUCAUCUACCUUGCUGUGGAGGUAGAUGAAAUUAAGAAGCUUGAGUGUGUAAGCCGUGCACAUAAAUAUUCUUCAGUGUAAAUCUUGUUUUCAUUUCUGACCCAGUUAUGGUACUUUGUCCAGUGCACAACUGAUCUCUCAGUAGAUAUUCAUUUGAAAAUAGUGUGGCCUUGAUCAGUGAGAAGGGGAAGAAGAGAAGUGACUUUUGCUUAUGUAAAAAUGACUCAUUUGCUGAGAGUCAUAUUUCUGCAGCACUCUUCGUAUCUAAUGUGUUUGUGAUGGGUCUCCGUUUCGAUUGGGGAGCGUUAAUGCUUUUGACCGUAUAGUUAUUAAUUCAGUUGAGUUGUCUUCUAUUUUUAGGAAGUAUCAGAACUGCUCUGAUGAGUAACAGUUGACUGCUUUGAUGUCCAAUCUCAGGUUUUAGAAUGUAGUGGAUUUAAAGUCCAGUGUUAAUCCUUAAAACAGUUUUAAUUCAGUACACCCUAAAAGUCAUAUGCAUAAGGUCUGUUCAGAGAGCAGAGCCUUUGUGUUUUUGCUCCUUUUUCACUUCACUUGAAAAAGCGUCAAGUGAUUUUACAUUGUAUAUUUCCAUUUUAACUCUGGCAUAUUUCUCAAAGAUAAAGCACUUUUUGAUCAUGAAAUAUAUGGAAUCUUUGUGUGAUGUGGAUCAUGGUUUCUCAGGCUCCCCUAGCUAAUCUGCUUAUGAAUAUUGUUCAAACUUUGUGUAAAAAGAGUGGAAAUCUUUGCUGAUGUUAGAAAGUUUGUAUUAUUGAUCCAGAACUCAUUUUGCUAGCUUCCAAUGGAUGGGAGAGUAAACGAUGCUGCAUUCACAACUUAAUAAAUUACUUUCCCUCCAGCCUUAAGGUAACUUUUUUUUCUGUCAACAAUAGCACUGAAGUUGUAGUAAGUGAAUGAGAUUAUCCGUUUUCAGGGUUGGUUUUAGAGUACUGUAAAUCAAUAGCUGUCUUCCUAAAGAGUUACUAUUCCCAUUGAAUAAACUGGAUAAUGGGUAUGUGGGUGGGGCUGGGAAGGGGAGGGAGAUAGUUUGUAGAAAACAAAACAACAAAAAAAGAACCACAUAUACCUUAAAAAAUAGGCAAAAAAGUAAAAGGGGCAUGUUAUAUGUCCUAUUUGGAAAUCCAGAUAUAAGGUGGAAAUGGCAAAUUAUAACUUCAUUUCCAUUGUUUUUAACCUAGAAAAAUAAAGUCAUUAAUUUUCAGAUGUUAGCCCCCCAGAAGUUUCAAGAGAUAGCCAGACUUUUGGUUAGUUAUAUUAAUAUUUCAAACUCUGCUAUUUGCUCAUUUCUUUGCCCAUGAGUUUAAAGGACUGACUUCAGCAAAUGUAGUCUAAUUGUCAGUACAGAAAAGCAAAUUUGGAAAAUGAAAAAAUAAAACUUUCAUAAAGACUUCUUACCCUAGUGAUACCCAAUUGAUAUCCAAGAAGGACCUUUAUGAAUGUAAUUUUCUAUUUCCUAAUGAAAUAGGGAAUGUGUAUCAGUUAUCACCAUUACCCACAAUCUGUUGCUUUUCAUUUGAAAAUCUAACUUACACCUCUUGAAUUAGACAUUGCAAUUGGGAUAGAUAAAAUUGUAUUAAAACGGGCAAACGCCAUAGUGGUAGUUUCGCUGCUCAGUAGGACUUCUAAUAAGGGGAAGGCAGAGUGGUGAAAUGGGGAAGCAAAAAAAAAGUUUUCAGUUUUUUUCAUAGGUGAUUCUAACAAGCAGUUUAAUGAAAGAAUAUGACUUCUUUUAAGGAACAUGGUAAUUUGGGUCUGGGGAAAAUAUUCAUUUUUCCCAUUCCAGCCAAUAUCCAUUGACAUGGAUAAGAGAGGACUGACUAUAUCUUUGUAGCAUGGUUAAAUGUGAAAUGUGGCUUCAUAAUAUUGGAAAGAAAGCAAUAGACCAAUUUAGUUCAGUGUCCACUAGCAUAUCAAGGAAGGCAUGAAUUGGUCCCUUUUUUUCCCUACGUAUCUCUUCAAAGGCUAACUUGAGAAAAUUGAUGUAGACUUUAUUUCUUAAAGUCAAACUAUUUUGUCCCUAGUUUUACUCCGGUGUUGAAAUAUUGGGAUGGUUAGAAAAAUCUUUAUAGUUGGAAAUAGAAUGGCAAGUGGUUUUUCUUUUUAAGUAUCCUUUUCAGAAAAAUGUAACUGCAGAAAGAGUCCCAAGAAAAGUGAAAACCAGGAUUAUGUAUCACUAGGCUUAUUUGUGUUAUAGGAAUUGGAGGGUUUUACUUUGAAUUGAUAAGAGUAUUGGACAUAAGUCCUUUUCUCCCAGCCAUAUGUCAGCCCUGUGUACAGCAGCUCUCCAGGAGUGAACAGACUGAACAAAAAGUCUAGAAACUGACUUUAAGUCAGUACAGGGCAUGUUACAGUAGCAGACAAGUGUAUUUGAGUGAAUUUUUAAAUGAUUUACCAACAUCUGAAUAGUAACUAAGACUAUCAACGUAUUUGGACUUCUUUUUUCUAAAGUUCCAGAACAAUUGUAGUAGUAGGGAUUUAGUCUUCCUUUUGGACCUUUAUGCAGACGUUUUUCUACGAUAGUUUUAAAAAUCUGUCUUCUUAUAAGUUUCCAGAUAACACACUUUCCAUUGUGUAGGAACCUUCACUGCCAACCAUAUCUCCUAGUGGCUUCCUUAGAUUCUUCACUCCAAAGCUGGGACUGAUGUCCUGCCAGUGUAGAAUCUACAGAAGUAAUCUGAAUGAACUAAAACCAAAUCUCGAUAGCAGGAGACAGCUUCCUCAUCUAUGGAGGUUAGAGUUUAGGUUGGAAAUAACUUGAAAGGGGUUUGGUUUUUUUUUUUUGUCUUUUGUCUUCAGUCUAUGUGUAAAUAUCCACAUGCCUGUGCAUUGUAAACGAAUCGUGUAUUCAUAUGUAUGAAUUUGUAGAACUUGUUUCUGCUUCAAGAGAAGCAAUACCUUUAAUUUUAUAAGGUCCCUUCCACCAGUAACCCUAUAAAUGUUUGUAAAUAGAACACUAAAAUUUGUAGUGAUAUGAUCAAUUUGGGAAUAUCUGCUGAGAGACCAAAAAGUUCAUUUUUUAAGUACCUUGGUUAAGGAGUAAAGAUUGUUCCUCUUAUUUUUUAAAAGAAGAAUGCACUUUAACAAACAGAGCCGUGUGGGCAAUUCAAACAAAUAGGUGCAGUACCCAUUCAGAAAUCACUUCCUAGAAACAGUUCAAAAGCAGAGUCCAGACGGGCUGUUUAUCUCACUGCCUGUAGGUUGAAGCUCAGAUACUGAUUAAUUUUGAGACAAGCAGUGCUGCUUCAAAAGAGCAAUGUGAAUACAGCCAGAAGCUUCAGACAGGUCUGUAAAAUGGCGGGUCCCGUAUUUACCACUAACUAGCAAAACUGACAGAAAAAGUCAUAGAGAAAAAAAGUUUAAGAAUCCUUCCUGCUGGUGUGCACUCCUUAUAAUAGACUUUUGCAAAUGGAGUUUUACAGUCUAUAUUUAAAAAAUUGUAUGUUUGUAACAAAUAAAGUAUGCGGAAAAGUGAAUGACAA